Messenger RNA from Linum tenue, 510 nucleotides. The record is from the annotation of a GenBank genome assembly. Lineage: Eukaryota; Viridiplantae; Streptophyta; Magnoliopsida; Malpighiales; Linaceae.
AUGCAUAGACGAUUACGGCCUUCUCUCUGCAAAUCCCUUGUCCAACCCUAUUGUCGGACCCCUCAGCUUCCAUUUUCUCCGGAUUCAAUCCCUCCGCCUCAUGGAUUCGUCAAGCUCCUCCGACAAUUUCACCUCGUCCCCACCGGCAUCACAGGGAAUCUCUACACUCCGACGCCCCCAUUUCACCGGAACCCCCGAACCCAGCCACCGCGUACGGGCACGGCAAGGAGGUGGAGCUCGGGGUCGGAUUUGGAUGUGGACAGGGAAGUAGACACGAUAAAUCUCAAGUUCGCAGAGGCCAGAGAGGAGCUGGAGAUGGCUAUGGACUCCAAGGAGACUGUCUACUUCGACGAAGAAGCUGAAUGUGCGAGAGAUGCGGUGAACGAGGUCCUGCGCUUGUACGACUCGCUUCUCGUGAAGUUGCCGGAGAGCGAGAGGGGCGCCGUGCAGAGGUCGAUGGGGCUCAAGAUGGAGCAGUUGAAGGCUGAAGUCAAACAGUUGGAAGAUUGA